UUUAAUCAACUUUAAAGACGAUGAUUUUUCUUGCAGUUUUAAUGUACGCGCGAGAGGAGAAGACCAUUCUCGACCCAGAGUCAGACCACCGUAAAGUACCAACUUUAAAAGGUCAGAAAGUCUUAACCUCCACCCACCAUCUAAUUACCAAACUACCCACGUUCAAUCCCAAAACUCCACGCCAAUUCCCGACGUUCCCAAGUGUCAAUUCUGUCCAAACAAAUUAAAAAAACCUUCGUCCCCAAAAUUUCUCACCCCAUUGUCCAAAUAACCACCCUACCCGUGUUGUCCCUCUCGUUCCCCUAAGUCUCCUCCUCCGUUACCAUCGCUCCGUUCGUCUUCCAGCCGCAUUCUCUACGAUGCAGUCAACAAGAACUCGCCGUAAAGUCGCUCCGGUGGCGGAAAACGGCGACACGGCGGAUAAACUUGACCAGCUCGUGCUUUCCUCGGCAAUCUGCAACGGCGAGGACAUAGGCCCAUUUAUCCGAAAGGCCUUUGCAUCCGGCAAACCCGAGACCCUCCACCAUCAUCUCCGUCAGUUCGCCCGAUCCAAAGAGUCCGAAAUCGAAGAGGUUUGCAAGGCCCACUACCAGGACUUCAUCCUCGCCGUCGAUGACCUCCGAUCCCUCCUCUCUGACGUCGAAUCCCUGAAAUCGUCUCUAUGGGAGUCGAACUCCAAGCUUCAGUCAGUCGGUGUCCCUCUCCUCAAGUCCCUGGACGCCUUCGUGGAGGCCCGAAACGUCUCCCGAAACGUAAACCUGGCUCUCGAAUCGGUGGGCGUUUGUAUUCGCUUGACUGAGCUCUGCUCCAGAUCGAAUUACCAUCUAUCCAAUCACAACUUCUACAUGGCGCUCAAGUGCGUCGACUCCAUCGAGUCCGAGUUCCUCGACAAAACGCAGUCGUCCACGCUCAAAAGGAUGCUGGAGAAGAAGAUUCCCGAGAUCCGCUCGCACAUUGAGAGGAAGGUCAGCAAGGAGUUCGGUGAUUGGCUGGUGGAGAUCCGAGUGGUGAGCCGGAAUUUGGGUCAGUUGGCCAUCGGUCAGGCAUCGGCGGCGAGACAACGGGAAGAGGAUCUGCGAAUCAAGCAGAGGCAAGCGGAGGAGCAGAGCCGACUGAGUCUGAGGGACUGUGUUUACGCGUUGGAGGAAGAGGAUGAAGAAGGGCUAAGCGGUGGUGUUGGAGAUGAUAGUAAUGGUGGGAGUGCAAUCCUUGGAUUCGAUUUGACUCCUUUAUAUAGGGCUUAUCAUAUACACCAGACUUUGGGGCUCGAGGACCGUUUCAAGCAGUACUAUUUCGAGAAUCGGAAGCUUCAACUGACUUCGGACUUUCAGGUAUCUUCUAUGACUCCGUUCCUUGAGUCCCAUCAAACUUUCUUUGCGCAAAUCGCCGGGUUCUUCAUCGUUGAAGACCGUAUUUUGAGGACCGGUGGUGGUUUGAUAUCGAAAAUGGAGGUUGAGAAUUUGUGGGAGACCGCUGUUAGCAAGAUGUGUUCUGUAUUAGAGGAUCAAUUCUCUAGAAUGCAAACUGCGAACCAUUUGCUGUUGAUUAAGGAUUAUGUGAGCUUGUUAGGAGUGACUUUGCGUAGAUAUGGAUACCCAGUGGACGCUUUGCUUGAUGUUUUGAGCAAGCAUAGAGAUAAGUACCAUGAAUUAUUGUUAUCCGAUUGUCGUAAGCAGAUUGCAGAAGCUCUUGCUGCUGAUAAGUUUGAGCAAAUGUUGAUGAAGAAAGAGUAUGAGUAUUCUAUGAAUGUGCUUUCGUUUCAGAUACAAACUUCGGAUAUCAUUCCAGCAUUUCCGUAUGUUGCCCCUUUUUCAUCCACGGUACCGGAUUGUUGCCGCAUAGUGAGGUCUUUCAUUGAGGAUUCUGUGAGUUUCAUGUCUCAUGGUGGGCAGCUGGAUUUCUAUGAUGUUGUGAAGAAGUAUUUGGAUAGGUUGUUGGGUGAGGUGUUGGAUAGCGCUUUGUUAAAGCUUAUAAAUACGUCUAUCCACGGAGUCUCCCAGGCAAUGCAGGUUGCAGCUAAUAUGGCUGUAUUGGAGCGUGCUUGUGAUUUCUUUUUCCGUCAUGCUGCACAGCUUUCUGGCAUUCCUUUGAGAAUGGCUGAGAGAGGUAGGAGGCAGUUUCCGCUGAUCAAAGCCCGUGAUGCAGCAGAAGAGAUGCUCUCCGGAUUGCUAAAGACAAAGGUUGAUGGGUUCCUGUCAUUGAUUGAAAACGUCAAUUGGAUGGCCGAUGAGCAUUUACAAAGUGGGAAUGAAUAUGUGAACGAGGUGGUCAUCUAUUUGGAAACUUUGGUCUCCACUGCACAGCAGAUUUUGCCAGCUCAAGUUCUUAAAAGAGUUCUACAGGAUGUUCUAUCUCACAUAUCAGAGAAGAUUGUCGGGGCCGUAUAUGGGGAUUCAGUCAAAAGAUUCAGUGUAAAUGCUAUCAUGGGAAUUGAUGUGGAUAUCCGCUUGUUGGAGUCUUUUGCUGAUAAUCUAGCAAACUUGCUCUCAGAAGAGGAUGCUAAUCAGUUGAAAACAGCACUCGCUGAGCCAAGACAGUUGGUUAAUUUGCUAUUAAGUAGUAAGCCAGAUAACUAUUUGAAUGCUGUGAUCAGAGAUAAGGAGUAUAAUACUUUGGACUUCAGAAAAGUAGCGACUGUUUCUGAGAAGUUGAGGGAUCCUUCAGAUAGGCUAUUUGGAACCUUUGGAAGCCGGGGAGGCAAGCAGAAUCCAAAAAGGAAAUCGUUGGAUCUAUUGAUAAAAAGACUGAAAGAGUUGAGCUGAUUUGUUACAUAGAUGUACGUACAAGCCUUGUACUUUCUUUUUCUUCUUACACCUAGUAGCAAAUUCUUUGCUGACUUUAUUGUUUCCCAUAGCCCAUUGUUGUUUUCAGAAUGUGUCCUAAAACAUGGAAAAAUUUAUUUUGUAUGUAUCAAUCUCAUAGUUGUGAUAAACUUACAGGCGUGAUGUCGGUGUGAAAUUGUAGCAUAGUUUUGCAUUAAAAAUUCUAUUUGUUGUUGCUAGUUAUUUUCA
Ziziphus jujuba (common jujube) is the source of this 3011-nucleotide messenger RNA. Its product is annotated as exocyst complex component SEC15B. Gene Ontology annotation, biological process: Golgi to plasma membrane transport; exocytosis; intracellular protein transport. Gene Ontology annotation, cellular component: exocyst; membrane. Bases 360 to 2762 code for a protein of 800 amino acids. The record is from RefSeq and is a predicted model, not a curated record. The transcript has a single exon. NCBI's taxonomy places the organism in Eukaryota, Viridiplantae, Streptophyta, Magnoliopsida, Rosales, Rhamnaceae.